Molecule: messenger RNA, 2395 nt
Organism: Macrobrachium nipponense
Lineage: Eukaryota; Metazoa; Arthropoda; Malacostraca; Decapoda; Palaemonidae
Exons: 7
Coding region: 1-675 (224 amino acids)
Source: RefSeq, a predicted model, not a curated record
AUGCCCACGCACACAACAAGUGGUGCAGAACCUCCGCAACCACCUCUUACCAGGAGUCCAGCUCAUGAUCCAAAUGCUGUUUCUCUUUACACGUUAGACGGCAAAGUCAAACAUAUUCCGAAGAGAUUUCGCAGUCAGUUACAGCUUUGCAAAAAGGUUAUUCUUACGAGGACGUGUCAGAUGAUCCCUUGCAAGUGGCGGAGAGAGGAACUAGGGGAAGACGAGCUGUUGAAUUUUCGAAAGGAUUUCUCCUUCGUUUUGAAAUUAGACGGGAUAUACAUAGGAGAGAUACUCGAAGACACACCUUCAGUCCCUUGCACCGUGCAACCGCAUUCACGAAUACGCAACUACCAGCAAGGACCAAAAUUCCCAACAAACAAAUCAGGUCUUGACCCUUAUCUAACUCCUCCGGAAACGGGAGAACGGUACACCGGUAUACCUCGGCAGGUGCAGAUGCAUCGUAUUGCAGGACUGAAUGCAGUGGCGAUGCAGUGUGGACAUGCUCGCGACCGAGGGAAGAACUGGGGGCGUCACGGGAGUUCCUGGUGGAGGUCUCGUCUACUGAAAGUGGUCCUGGAUUUCACUGGAGUUGAUCGAGAGAUGAUUGAUGGAAUCAAGAAUGACUAUCGGGAGUUACAGCUUCAAAGGUCAGCGACAGCUACGGUUAUGAGAUGAAGUUGAGCAAACGAUCAGAGGUUGACUUCUAAUAAACUUAAAGAGGCGAGGAGAUCAUUAAUCAAUGAAUGAUAGAUAUGACACCAAGCAACAGAUGACAACGAAUGAAAACAUAAUAAUAAAACAACAUUCUCGCCUUACAAUGACAACGGCAAAUACAGAAAUACCCAAGAAUGCCAAUCAAUUUUAUGGAUCAAUUUUAUGGAUAUUUUUAGCUCUUCGUGUAUCACCUUUGUCUUUAUUGAGAAGAGCGAGAGCAGACGGAAAAAUAAUAAUAAUAAUAAUGAUAAUAAUAAUAAUCUUUAUGCUUAUCAAUUUUGAUAAGUAUCAAGAUCAGAAAAUAAAAAUAAGAAGGAUAUGGGAUAUGCCAGUGGAAAUUGUACCCAUAAUCAUAGGAUUACUAGGCACGAUCCAAGAUCCCUGGAAAGGAACCUGGAAAAACUACAUGCCGAAGCAGCUCCAGGUCUCAUGCAGAAGAGUGUGCUCCUAGAAACAGCGCACAUAGUAAAGUGAUGGACUCCUAAGGAAGCAGGAUGCAACCCGGAACCCCACACUAUAAAAAUACUACCCAGUCGAAUAGGAUGAGUGAGAUAAAAAAGAAAAUAAUGGUAAGAAGAAGAAGAAGAAGAAUAAGAAGAAGAAGAAGAAGAAGAAGAAGAAGAAGAAGAUACAAGAGGGCUUGCAACAUGUACCAAAUGCAUUUAUGGUAGGCGGGGAUAACAUUCGCUCUCUCUCGCUAUUGGUCACUAUGGUUAACUCCUCAGCCAAUAGGAAUACAGCAAGUUUUAAAACUACUACAUGACCAAAUGUAAGCUGCCAAAAAAAUGUAUGCAAUUCAGUAUCUUCGAACCGAAGUGUUUGAUUCCCUUCUUGAAAUUGAAAAAGCAUGAUUUCACGGUAAGAUAAAUUGACGUUUUUCAAAGUAAGAGAUAUAAAUGACAAUUUAUGACUGCUUUUUGUCACGUAUCGAACACAUUUUGAGUUAAAGACAGAUUAAAGGGAUUGGAAAACAACUCACCUGUCUGAGUCGCGCAUGCAUUCGGAUGCUGGCUUUGGCUUCAGACAAGUGCUCGCUGAUCCAGGUAGGAAAACUUGAGUGCAUUCGUCCUUUCAACUCUGGAACUAACUUUUCAAAGGAUAUAUUCCCUUCCCUGCAUCUGUUUCCCACGCGUGGGAACGAAGCAGUGGUAUGGGAAUGCAUAGUAUCUUUCAAACGGCGCUGGGCUCAUUCGAAAGCAAAAUGUGAAUGUUGCCAAUGUUAGCCACAUAACUGUUUACCUUUCAGCUUCAUUUGUUUUCAGUAGUUGAUGUUAUUUGUCUUUUUGUUAGAUAUACUAUCAGAACUUUCAACUGCCGACGUCGUUUAGCUGUUAACUAUACACUGUUUUUUUCCAUCUGUCCAUCCGCCUGUGGUGGUCGCGCAUGGUAACACUGCGUCCCGGGCUUUAAAUAGCUACGCUAUGUCUAAGUUUUAGAUAAAUAAAAGGAUAUCUUGGAGUACAUUUGCAACUGAAAAGUGUUUUAAUAAUUGACGGUAUGCGAAUUGCACCGUUAAUAUUCGAAAACACCACAGGCGGAUGGACAGAUGGAAAAAUCAGAGUAUAGUUGACAUCAUCCAGUCUUCCAGUAUUUGAUGCCACUUACUUUUUUCACUGUUUGAUACUAUUCAUCCUUCUGGCAACUGAUGCCAUUUAGGUGGUCAUUAAUUAAUAUCAAUCAA